This is a messenger RNA of Symbiodinium necroappetens, 734 nucleotides long. NCBI's taxonomy places the organism in Eukaryota, Dinophyceae, Suessiales, Symbiodiniaceae. The record is from the annotation of a GenBank genome assembly.
AUGCAAACCAUUUUUGCAGAAGAGCCCUGGGCCCUUCGACCAGCUUAUCACAGCUUGUCGGGUUUUGAUCUACGCCACAUUUUUCCUGACAUUCUGCAUGCCUAUCACCUGGGCUGUGGGAGAGAUCUACUGGGGUCAGCUUUGGUUGAGAUGGUUACAGCCGCUUUUUUUGGUGUGGGAAGCAUCGAGCAUAGGCUGGCUGAAGCUACACGUCGUCUUAAGCAAUAUGCCAAACAGCAGAAGCUGAACCUUCGCUUGAAAAAACUGACGAAGAGCAAAUUGGGCUGGUCAAAGACGAAGUACCCAGAACUGAAAAGUUCUGGCUUUGACACUUACGUCGUGCAGCAAUGGUUGCUGCAUGAAAUCAGUGCCGUUGCUGAUCCGGGUUUGGAUGCCAAGUUGGUUUUGGCACUUUGGGCUAGCAAUCACGCUAUUUCACUGUGGUCGAAUAAUGGUACCCGUUGGCUCAAUGAUGAUGAAAAGCGGAAUGUCCGCGAAGCUGGGCUGCUGUACUUGAGAUGCUAUGUGAGUUUGGCCGAGAAUGCCCUUCAAGGGCAGAGACGAUUAUACCGCAUCCGCCCAAAACUCCACUUGCUGCACCACCUUUUUGUGAGAGAUGGUUAUGCAAACCCUCACUGCUACAGUACGUGGAUGGACGAAGAUGCGUUAAAGCAUUUGAUGAAAACGUUGCGCUGCACAGACCGAAGGACUGCAGAAGAGCGACUGCUGCAAAG